Molecule: messenger RNA, 6013 nt
Organism: Lotus japonicus
Lineage: Eukaryota; Viridiplantae; Streptophyta; Magnoliopsida; Fabales; Fabaceae
Product: histone acetyltransferase HAC1-like
Exons: 17
Coding region: 305-5506 (1733 amino acids)
Biological process (GO): positive regulation of transcription by RNA polymerase II
Cellular component (GO): histone acetyltransferase complex; transcription regulator complex
Molecular function (GO): zinc ion binding; transcription coactivator activity; chromatin DNA binding
Source: RefSeq, a predicted model, not a curated record
CCGUUAUUAACUUAUUAUAGUUCGUUCGUGACAAAAUCCUCGCACGUGCCUUUGGUUGCAGCAGAUGUUGUCACCGACCUUUCCCUCUUUCUCCACGGCAAAAUCAUCGUGAAUCUUCGUCGGCGCGCUCGUCGAUCCUCUGCGAUUCCGUUCCCAAUUCAAUUCACCGAUUUUCAACUCUUGUUUGUUUCUCCGUGCUCGAUUCUUCACCGUUCUAGUUUGUGUAUUCUGGUUACAGGGGUCUGAAGUACUAGCUGGUGGUGGAACCCUGGAGCAUUUUUGAGGUAUGUGAAGGAUAGAUAAGAUGAAGUUGCAGGCGCAUAUGACGGGGCAGAUAUCGGGACAGGUACCCAAUCAAGCAGGGUCUCAGAUGCCUGGACUGACCCAAAUGAAUGGGAAUGCCCUCCCUCCACAGAUGCCACCUUUAGGUGGUAUGCAGCGAUCAGCGAUUAAUAUGGACCCUGAAUUUCAAAGAGCACGCGCGUUUAUUCAAGAGAAGAUUUUUGAAACGUUAUUGCAACGACAUCAGCAGCCAGUUUCAGAAGUACAGAGAAGGAAGCUUAAGGAUCUUGCAAAACGCCUGGAGGAGGGCAUGGUAAAAGCUGCUCUAUCUAAGGAGGACUACAUGAACUUGGAUACACUAGAGAGUCGCUUAUCUAAUUUGAUCAGAAGAGCGUCUAUGAAUAAUCACAACCAACAACAAUAUCAGCAGCAUGUUAGCUCUUCUCCAAUCGGUACAAUGAUACCAACCCCUGGUAUGUCGCACGUUCCAAAUUCAAGCAUGGUGGUUUCGUCUACAAUGGAUGCCUCUGUGAUUUCUGCCAGCGGGGGUAAUAGCAUGGCAUCGACAUCUUUCAAUAGUGUAAAUAUGUUACCAGCUGGUGGCAUGCUUGGCAGCUCCUUAAAUAGAUCUGAUGGUUUGUCUAAUGGAUAUCAGCAAUCAUCUACCAACUUUUCUGUUGGCUCAGGGGGAAACAUGUCAACGAUGGGGGUGCAGCGGAUUGCAAGUCAGAUGAUUCCCACUCCGGGAUUUACAGUCAGCAGUAAUCACUCUCACAUGAAUAUAGAUUCUUCUGCUAAUGGCAGUUCCUAUUCCAGUGUGGAGUCUACUAUGGUAUCACAGUCACAAGUGCAGCAGCAAAAGCAGCAUGUUGGUGGGCAAAGUCAUGUAUUGCAGAACCUUGGAAGCAGCCAAAUGAGUAGUGGAAUGAGAUCUGGUUUGAUACAGAAACCAUUUGCAAACUCAAAUGGUUCUAUAAAUAGUGGGCUAGGUUUGAUUGGAAACAAUAUUCAACUUGCAAAUGAACCUGUCACUUCGGAUGGCUAUGCCUCAACUUACGCUAAUUCCCCUAAACACUUACAGCAGCAUUUUGAUCACAAUCCGAAACCACUAGUGCAGGGUGAUGGGUAUGGAUUGAAUAAUAUUGACACUUUCUCUUCUGGAAGCUUUUAUGCAUCUGGGACAUCCUCUGGGUCUAUGAUGAACACUCAGAACACAAAUCCAGUAAAAUUGCCGUCAAUACAAAAAAAUAGCUCAUUGAUUAGUGGUCACACAAAUUUGCAUGGUAUGCAGCAGGCUGCACAUAUGAAGUCUCAAACAAUUAAUCAGUUGGAAAAGUUGAAUUUUCAGUCUUCAUUGACUUCAAGAGAUGCUCUUAUGCAUUCUCAACAGCAGUAUCAACAAAGGCCCCAGCAAUUUCAACAGCCUGAGCACUAUGCGCAGCAACAAUUUCAAUUGAAGCUACAGAGUCAACAGCCUCAGCAUUUGGUCAACAAUGAUGCUUUCAGUCAGUCUCAAUUGUCUUCCAAUCUAGAAAACCAAGUUAAGUCUGAGCUAGGAAUUGAACACCAUAAAGAAGUGCUCAAUUCUCAUGUGUCUGAACAGUUCCAUAUGUCUGAGAUGCAGAGUCAGUUCCAGCCGAACUCAUCCGAAGACUGCUCUAGGAAUGCUCAAUAUCUUACAUUUCCAUCUGGUCAGCAUGAUUUAGCAUCAUCAACACCUCAAAAUUCGCAACAAAUGUUACAUCCUCAUCAAUUGGUUGCAGAGUCUCAAAAUAAUUUAAGCUGUGUAACAGUUGGGGCCCAAUCCAAAGCGGUAGCUCUAAACCAAUGGCCUCAAUCACAAGAUGGUGACCGCAUGCCUGACAAUAAUUCACAUGACCAGAAUCUCCACAUGGACUUUCAUCAAAGAAUAUCGGUGCAGGAUGAAGCUCAGUGCAAUAAUUUAUCAUCAGAUGUUUCCAAUAUUGGUCAAGCUGUUGCUUCUAAAGGCUCAACUGAGGUGCUAGACUCAGGCAGUACUGUCAAAAAGGCGCACAGGAAUCAACAGAGAUGGCUUUUAUUUCUACUUCAUGCUCGUCGAUGUUCUGCUCCUGAAGGGCGAUGCCAAGAACGCUUUUGUUCUAUGGCGCAAAAGUUAUGUAAGCACAUAGAGGGAUGUACCCUGCGACACUGUCCAUAUCCUCGUUGUCACCAUACCAGGGUAUUGCUUCAUCAUUUCAUAAACUGCAAGGAUCCUCAUUGCCCUGUUUGUGUUUUUGUAAGAAACUAUCGACGUGCAUUUCAAUUCAAGCCUCAGAUUCAGCCGGAACGUGGAUCAAGUUUGCCAAGCACAGUGAAUGGCUCCUGUAAAUCUUACAAUAUGAUACCUACAUCACCUGGAUUGAUCUCAAAGCCUCCAUCGAUUAUUGAAACUGCAGAAGACAUGCACCCAUCUCUAAAACGCAUAAAGAUUGAGCAUAACACCCAGUCCAUCAAUCCUGAAAAUGAGAAUUCUGCUUCUUCUGUUCCUGCAAAUUUUGAAUCCCUUGUUUCCAGGGAUGCUCAGUUCCAAGCCUAUCCCAAUACUGAGAAGAGUGUCUCAAUUAAACCUGAGCUUACAGAAAUUAAGGCGGAAGUUCCGGCACAUUUGGCGCAUGGAAAGCUGAGCAAGAUGAAGAUGGAUGAUAAUAAUGUGAACGAAAAAAGGCCUGAUUGUGAACCUGUCAAAUAUGAUGAACCUGGUAAUUUAGCUAGGCAAGAGAGUAUAAAAUCUGAGAAAGAAGUUGGACAUGAUAAGCAAGAAAAUGUGAUGCAGCAAUCUGAAAAUGCAGCUGGAACCAAGUCGGGUAAGCCAAAAAUAAAGGGGGUCUCAUUAACUGAAUUAUUUACUCCGGAGCAAGUCAGGGACCAUAUCACUGGCCUCAGGCAAUGGGUUGGCCAAAGCAAAUCAAAGGCAGAGAAGAAUGCAGCGAUGGAGCACUCUAUGAGUGAGAAUUCCUGUCAACUAUGUGCUGUAGAGAAGCUUACUUUUGAACCGCCACCUAUUUAUUGCACAACUUGUGGGGUUCGAAUUAAACGAAAUAAUAUGUAUUAUACCAUGGGUACUGGUGACACAAGGCAUUAUUUUUGUAUCCCAUGCUAUAAUGAUACUCGUUCAGAGAACCUCAUGGUUGAUGGGACUCCCAUUCCUAAGUCAAGAUUGGAAAAGAAGAAGAACGAUGAGGAAACUGAGGAAUGGUGGGUUCAAUGUGAUAAAUGUGAAGCUUGGCAACAUCAAAUUUGUGCCUUAUUUAAUGGUAGAAGAAAUGAUGGUGGGCAAGCUGAAUACACUUGCCCUAACUGUUAUCUUGAAGAGGUAGAAAGAGGAGAGCGCAAGCCCUUACCCCAAAAUGCUGUUCUUGGAGCCAAGGAUUUGCCGAGAACGAUUCUCAGUGACCAUAUAGAGCAGCGAUUGGCUAAACGGCUAAAGCAAGAGAGAAUGGAGAGGGCAAGGGUUCAAGGGAAAAGUUAUGAAGAGGUUCCUGGAGCUGACUUUCUUGUCAUCAGAGUGGUUUCAUCUGUUGACAAGAAGUUAGAAGUGAAGCAGCGGUUUUUGGAGAUUUUUCAGGAAGAAAAUUACCCAACUGAAUUCCCAUAUAAAUCCAAAGUAGUUUUGCUUUUUCAAAAGAUUGAAGGUGUGGAAGUAUGCCUAUUUGGCAUGUAUGUUCAAGAAUUUGGAGCUGAAGCUCAAUUUCCCAAUCAGCGCCGGGUGUAUCUUUCAUAUUUGGACUCUGUGAAGUAUUUCAGACCUGAGGUUAAAGCAGUGACUGGAGAGGCACUUCGAACAUUUGUUUACCAUGAAAUUCUGAUUGGAUACCUUGAAUAUUGCAAGUUACGUGGUUUCACAAGCUGCUAUAUAUGGGCUUGUCCUCCAUUAAAGGGUGAAGAUUAUAUUUUAUAUUGCCAUCCAGAAAUUCAGAAAACACCAAAAUCUGAUAAGCUUCGUGAAUGGUAUCUAUGCAUGCUAAGAAAAGCUGCUAAGGAGGGUAUUGUGGCCGAUAUCACAAACUUGUUCGAUCAUUUCUUUGUAUCUAAUGGUGAAAGCAGAGCUAAGGUUACUGCUGCAAGACUGCCAUAUUUUGAUGGCGACUACUGGCCUGGAGCUGCAGAGGAUUUGAUUUAUCAGCUUCGCCAAGAGGAAGAUGGAAGAAAACAAAAUAAAAAAGGAACAACUAAAAAGACUAUAACAAAAAGGGCUUUAAAAGCAUCUGGUCAGUCAGAUCUUUCAGGAAAUGCAUCAAAAGAUCUGCUCCUCAUGCACAAACUUGGUGAAACCAUUAGCCCGAUGAAGGAGGAUUUUAUUAUGGUUCAUUUGCAGCAUGCAUGCAGCCACUGCUGUAUUCUAAUGGUGUCUGGCAACCGUUGGGUUUGCAACCAGUGCAAGAAUUUUCAGAUUUGUGAUAGGUGUUACGAAGUAGAGCUAAAGCGUGAAGAGAGAGAAAGACAUCCUAUUAAUCAGAGGGAGAAACAUGCUCUUUAUCCGAUCGAAAUUACUGAGGUACCGUCCGAUACAAAGGACAAAGAUGAUAUUCUUGAGAGUGAAUUCUUCGACACCAGACAGGCAUUCCUGAGUCUUUGCCAGGGGAAUCAUUACCAGUAUGAUACGCUAAGGCGGGCCAAACAUUCUUCUAUGAUGGUCCUCUAUCAUCUUCAUAAUCCAACUGCUCCUGCAUUUGUGACAACUUGUAAUAUAUGCUAUCUUGACAUAGAAACUGGUCAAGGUUGGCGUUGUGAAGUUUGCCCUGAGUAUGAUGUAUGCAAUGCUUGUUAUCAAAAGGGUGGCAUUGAUCAUCCUCAUAAGUUGACAAAUCAUCCGUCAAUUGCGGAUCGUGAUGCUCAGAACAAAGAAGCAAGGCAGAUGCGAGUAUCACAGCUACGGAAAAUGCUUGAUCUCCUUGUGCAUGCGUCCCAAUGCCGUUCGGCACAUUGCCAAUAUCCAAACUGUCGCAAGGUGAAGGGGCUCUUCCGCCACGGGAUGCACUGCAAAACGCGUGCUUCUGGAGGUUGCGUCCUCUGCAAGAAAAUGUGGUAUUUGCUUCAACUUCAUGCUCGUGCUUGCAAAGAAUCUGAAUGCCAUGUACCGCGAUGCAGAGAUUUAAAAGAACAUUUAAGGAGGUUACAGCAACAGUCUGAUUCACGGCGUAGAGCUGCUGUAAUGGAAAUGAUGAGGCAGAGAGCUGCUGAAGUCGCCAACAAUGCUGGAUGAGCAAUGUGUACAUGUAAAUAUGGGGUGCUUUGAAGAGAUGUUCUAGACAGACAGACAGGUGCAGCGGCAGUGGUUGUUUUUGUGAAUGCAAAAUACAUCAUAGGUAUACGUAGCUUUGCAGGUAACAGGUUCGCUGGCUUAUCUGUCUAUCUCGCUCUGCAUGAUUGUCCCAAAGGUAUGAGGUUCAGCCAUCUAAUGCAGCUGCUGCUACCCUCUUCUGCAAGGACUAACCUGGUCCAGCGGGUUAUUAUUAGGUGGGGUUUUCUCUUUAGUGAUUCUUUGAUUUGGUCAAAGUUACUUGUAUUAUGUCUUAUGCGCCACUCUCCACCCUUGGAGGGUGGCGGGUGUACUAUAGUUCGGAUUAGUCUCAGAGUUCUUACAAAUAUUUGUGGGGGGAGGUUGGUUGGUGUUUAGUUUGCUCUUUUAUAGAUUCACUGCAUUUUGUAGAAUCUUUUUAUUUAAAGGUGAAAGUAAAUAAUUAGAAUUUUCGCGCAUGGCGAUUCAUAA